This is a messenger RNA of Trichoderma breve, 4596 nucleotides long. Its product is annotated as NACHT domain-containing protein. Lineage: Eukaryota; Fungi; Ascomycota; Sordariomycetes; Hypocreales; Hypocreaceae. Bases 1 to 4596 code for a protein of 1531 amino acids. Gene Ontology annotation, molecular function: protein binding. The record is from RefSeq and is a predicted model, not a curated record. The transcript has 3 exons.
AUGUUCUUGAAACAUCUUUCGUCCAAAGUAAAGGAAAAGCUCCCUCGCCAUCACAGCAGAUCUCGCAGCCCGUCCUUAAGAGAGGGUCCUGAGCCAAGUCUUCAGAAUGUUCAAAAAACGACAUCCACCCCGAGCGACAUAUCGUCGGCCACGGACUCUCCUCAAAAGGCCUCUGAUGCUACAAAUAUCUCACAAAGCCGUCAAUCUCUGCCCAUCUUAGAAAUCACCAAACCAGCAAGCCCACAAGGGCUAGAAGCUCAAGACCCCACUGCAAAUUCUACUCUGGGUCCAGCACCAGAUACUCGUAGCGAGAAAGAGAAGUCGGAACAAUUAGUCCCUGAGAUGAUAUGGGAUCGUGCAUACGAUGCAUUGAAGAUCGAUGAUGCUGCACUGGUACAAGCAUAUGAGAGGAUUUUAACGAGCAAGCUUCAAAACACAGAAGUCAAGGCCGACGUGAAUGUCAUCAACCAGCAUGACAAGGAGGAGAGAAGAAGUCAAAUGCAUCAGCUAGUCAAGGACGGCUUGGACAAGAUUUCGAAGGAAGCAAAUGUCAAGUCACUCGUCGGUUCAGUUUUACAAACGGUCAAUCUCGCCCAGAAUAUCGUCACCGAAGUAGUCAAGGAUGUGCCACAAGCUGCAAUUCCAUGGGCCGCAGUCUGCCUUUCACUUGAGCUGUUGGCAAACCCCAUAUCGGAGACUGAAGCCAACUGCAAAGGAAUUAGCCAUGUGGUAGAGCAAAUGAACUGGUACUGCGAGCUAGCUGGGCUUCUUUUCAGCGAAAAUCCCGGUGGUGCCACAGCCGGAAUCCAACAGGAGCUGCAGACAAAACUCAUCGAUUUGUACAAGAAGCUACUUUCGUUCGAACUCAAGAGUAUAUGCUCUUACUACCGUCAUCGAGCACUUAUCUUUUUGGGCGAUCUCAUCAAGCUUGAUGAUUGGGAGGGAAGUCUCAAGGCUGUUCAAAACGCCGAGGCCUUCUUCAAUAAGCAUGUCCGCGUGUUCCAAAGCGCCGACCUAGGCCAAGACGUGAAGCAACUCGUUGCUCAUGCAAAAAAUGAACAGGAAUACCGAAAGACGGAUGACGACAAAAAAUGCCUGAGAGAUUUGUACAUCACAGAUCCACGAAUGGACAAGAGCAGAAUUGAAUCAACCAAAGGCGGCUUGAUUCAAGACUCAUACCGUUGGAUCCUUAACAAUUCAGAGUUCAAAACUUGGCUCCAUGACGACGACAAGCGGUUGCUUUGGCCAUUUCUCAUUUCUCAUAUCAGAGAAAAGUACGAUCCUAUCGGCAACGAACUAUUUGAAGGACCCAACGCGUGGUACAGUUUGGCAAACAUUUUCCGCAGCAUUCUACAAGAUGAGAGGUUGACCACGGCGUAUGUGAUCAUUGAUGGCCUCGAUGAAUGUACUACCGGUCUGGAUGAGCUACUUGCACUUAUUAAAGAAGCCUUGCCUUCCAGAAAUGUCAAGUGGAUCCUCUCCAGUCGGAACUGGGCAAACAUUCGGGAAAGCCUUGAAGAUGCCGGUGCUGAAGGUGUGAAUCUCAGUCUUGAGAUGAACGCCACCGUUGUGGCAGCUGCUGUGAAUACAUACAUUUCUUAUAAAGCAUCCAAGAUACCACUCUUAAAACAAGAUGCCGAGUUAACAGAGGAGGUAUGCAACUUGGUACGAGAAAAGGCCAAUGGAACUUUCCUUUGGGUGGCAAUCGUUUUCCAAGAACUGCAGCAUCUGAAUAUCCAUUACGAUGACCGCGAAUCUGUGUUGGAGCGGUUGAACGGACUACCAAAGGAUCUCACUGAGCUCUAUGAUAGAAUGUUGCAUCAAAUCGGACGUCUAGAAAAGAGAGAGUCUGAGUUAUGCGAGUCUAUCCUCGGGAUCACCGUACUGGCUUAUCAGCCCUUGCGUCUUCAAGAGCUGGCGACUCUAGCAAGCUUCAAAGGGAAUCUCACUCGACCAUCCACGCUUCAAAGCCUUAUACAUAACUGCGGGUCUUUCUUGACAGUCAAGGAUGAAAUUGUCUACUUUAUACAUCAAUCGUCUAAAGAGUACUUGACCAGCAACAGCGCAGCUCAAUCCACCCUAUUCCCAAAUGGCAUCAAGGAGAUUCAUCACAAAAUGGCUAUGCAUUCAAUCAAUGCUAUGGAACAGAAACUAUGCCGAAAUAUCUACAAAUUGAACGAUCAUGCAAUUAUUCUUGCUGAUAUUAAGACGCCUGAGCCCGAUCCAUUGAUCUCUCUGAGAUAUCCUUGUUCCCACUGGCUUCAACACAUCUGCGACUCAAUAUCCAACUCGGAAAAUACACAGAAUCAACUUAUGUUAAACGAUUCCAAGAUAUUAACAUUUCUGAAGAAACACAUCCUUCAUUGGCUCGAAGUCAUGAGCUUGAUGCGAAAUCCGCCAGGCGGCAUUCCAUACAUCAGCCGUUUUGGAGGCUUGCUUGAGAGAUACUCUUCCAACAGCGAACUUUCACAACUGGUUUACGACAUUCGUCGGUUUACACAGCACAACUCAUGGAUCAUCUAUAAUGCUCCGCUUCAAAUAUACCUCUCUGGGAUUCUAUUUAGCCCUAAGCUUAGUAUCGUGAGAACUCUUUUUGAAGAAGAGCUACUAUCUUGGAUUACAACUAAGCCGCUCGUUGGACGUCAUUGGAGCCUUCUUCUACAAACACUCGAGGUCAAGUCCUUGCUAAUCCCAGCGGCAAUCUCAAGCGACAAUAAGAUCGCAGUGUACGAUUAUGAUACUUUUGAGGUAAAGGUCUGGGAUAUUGCCUCAGGAACGCAAAUUCAGACACUCAAAUGUAAAGGAAUAAUCAGCCAGCUCAUCUUUUCUUGCGAUUCUAAUCGCAUUUUGGCAGCACAGAACGGCCCUAUUCUUUCAUGGGACGUAGAUUCCGGUGCUUUACAUCGUCAAGCAUGGUCUCCUGGUUACCAUGCAUCUCUCUCUAGGGACGGCAUGUUUUUGGCUUCACAUACAUCUGAUAGUACUAUUCAGAUUCAAAAUUCGGCUACAGGAGCACAGGUAUCUCUUGUGAACGACAAAUAUGAUUACCAGGGGGAAAAGAACAAACAAUUGGUGAAACUAUCGAAUAACGCCAAGUUUCUGGCAUUUGGCUGGGAUGAGAUAACCAUAUGGGACGUGGCUGCACACAAGGAGCAUAUGCGUCUCAACACAUUAGGAGGAGGUCACAGGCAAGUCUGUUUUUCAACUGACUCCGAACUCAUGGCAUGGGAGUCGGGCGCUGUUCAAAUAUGGGAUUUGGCUACGGAAAGGGAAAUUCAGAUCCUUCACAUCCUUCACAGAGAAGGCCAUUAUACCAGCGAGUCUCUCUCAUCACUCGAGUUCUCAACCGACUCUAAGCUCGUGGCUGGAGGGUGCUGGGGUAACAUUUGGAUUUGGAACGUGAAAACCGGCACCAUGCAGACACAUCUAGACACUAGAGGGCAGCAACCGUACGGCCUCGCCUGGUCUCCAAACUCCAAAAUUCUGGCAUCAACAAACUUUGAAAAUAUCACAAUAUGGGACAUGGCCACUUCUGCAGAGACGGAGGAUGUUCAAAGCACUAAUGAUGCAAAUGAUGACUACUUGAACCUCUCAAAGACCACAUUCUCACAUAAUCCCAAUAUCGUGGCUACAAUUUCACAAACAGGCCAUAUCAAAGUUUGGGAUAUAUCUACCGAUAGAGAUGUAUCGGAAUUCAUGAAAAAGGAUCUUGUUAACAAAGCAAACUUUCCGCCAGACCCCAAUCCUUCAGAUGCAGACAACGGAGAGCAAAAUGUCGAAUCAGGGGACAUACCUUCGGGGCUGCAAGGGGCUGGAUUUUGGGAUUUUUCGGGGUAUAAGCCAUGCAAGCAAAUCGCAUUUUCGAAUAAUGGCGGAUAUUUCGCUGCAAUUACGGACGACAUUACGAUAUGGAAGACGUCAACAGGGGAAGUGAUCUUCCAGUCUACAGUCUUUAACCGGGGUAUCGCUGAUAUGGCAUUCUCCAAUAAUGCACAGUACUUCAGCCUUUUAUUAACAGACCGGAAACUGGUAGUGUGGGAUAUCACCACCGGUGAUAACGUCAUGUAUGUCAAGGAUCAUAUAUGCGAAAACGAUGAUGGCGAAGAAUGGUGCAAAUGCGACAUCUCUGAACGCCCUUACCCAGGCGGUGAUUCAUCAGUCAUCGCCAUAUCCAACAAUGGCAGGCAAGCGCUUGUUAGGAGUCCUUUCGGGGGUGAGAUCUGGAUAUCCACCAUGGGAGAGAAAAGGACUAGACUCAUUCUCGGAAGCAUCACGGCUUCAACUUUUGGAUCUAGGGAAUCGUAUAUUGGAACGGCGCGUGGUUUCCUCAACAUUAAGGGCCUUCUGACUGGAGAUGAGACACCGGACAGUUACAAAACCAUAACCGAAGACCAACUUCGUUUUGAAGGAUAUGGUUUGAGCGCCGAUAGGAGCUGGAUUACCUGGAAUGAGAAGAAAAUUUUAUGGCUACCAGUCACUUAUCGUCCACUUUCUUUGGCGCACGAUUUCAUCAACAUGUCCCCUCUUGGCAUCUCCAUUUCUGCCGGUGCGAGUACCGAUAUGGAUAUCAGAUUUUCCGGGCCACCUCCAGUAUAG